AUGAACCGAACCGAGUCACCGAUGCACCUGUCAUCCGGGAUUUGUGUCAUUGAUCACGGCCCUCCACUUUCGAUGAUCUGCAGGUUAAUAGGGCCAUGGAAACUGGCGCGUGACAACGCAAUGUUACGCUGUCCUGUUAAAAUACACUUCACAUACCUGUGUGUUGAGACAUGGGAUGUUGAGCCAGACCGCUGGCUCAUUGAAACAGUAUAUAUACCGGACAGAGCUCUAGCCAAUACAGAUCAUCCUCAACACUACAAUAUGAACACUUCGAUAUUCCUGGUGUUUGCUGCUCUGUACACCAACAGCGUGUACUGCAGCUACUACCACGGACCCACCGCCAAGCCUGUAGUCCUCCACAACGGCUACCUGGCAGACACCCAUGAGGUAGCAGCAGCCAAGAACGCUCAUCUCGCCGCUCUAGCCAAGGAAUCUCACUACGGAGGAGACUACGAAUACGGUCAUGGUCAUGAAUACAGUGGCUCUUAUGACGGCCAUCAUGGAGACAUCAGGUACCACGGUCCCACCGCCAUCCCACACGUCCUGCAUGACGGACACAUCGCAGACACUCACGAGGUGGCCGCUGCUAAGGCUGAGCAUUUCGCCGCCGUAGCCAAGGCCAAGGCUCACGGGGGCUUCGGUGACCACUACAGUGGCAGAUAUGCCUCAGACUACGGUGCUGACCAUGGACACUCCCAUCAUGUGACGCCUUACCAUGGACCCCUCGCCAAGCCCGUGGUGCUCAAGUCCGGAUACCUGGCAGACACUCACGAGGUCGCUGCUGCCAAGGACCAUCAUCUGGAGGCUCUGCAUAAGGCCAGUCAUCAUGGUCUUUACGAUUUUCAUUAUUAACUAAAGAGUAUUAAAUAAAUAUCUGUAUAAAAG
Macrosteles quadrilineatus (aster leafhopper) is the source of this 885-nucleotide messenger RNA. Its product is annotated as small histidine-alanine-rich protein-like. The coding region runs from base 1 to 852 and encodes 283 amino acids. Lineage: Eukaryota; Metazoa; Arthropoda; Insecta; Hemiptera; Cicadellidae. The transcript is spliced from 3 exons. The record is from RefSeq and is a predicted model, not a curated record.